Messenger RNA from Anguilla anguilla (European eel), 6135 nucleotides. Its product is annotated as WD repeat and FYVE domain-containing protein 2. Gene Ontology annotation, molecular function: metal ion binding; protein binding. The transcript has 12 exons. Bases 166 to 1368 code for a protein of 400 amino acids. The record is from RefSeq and is a predicted model, not a curated record. NCBI's taxonomy places the organism in Eukaryota, Metazoa, Chordata, Actinopteri, Anguilliformes, Anguillidae.
UUCUGAGAAAAAAAGACGCAGUAAACCGUGUCAGCUGACUCCCAGCAUCACUUACAGCCAACACACACUGCAUUCUGUAUUCAAAACGGAAAAACAGCACACUUUGAUCGAGUUCGGUGUUAUGCUACCUAGAGUACAUUUUGAUGAAGGGACAACUCCUUCGCUAUGGCGGCAGAAAUACACCCAAAACCGCAGGCUCGUACACCCAUACUGUUGAGUAAAAUCGAGGCUUCUCAAGAUGUGGUGAACACGGCGGUCAUCAUUCCAAAAGAAGACGGGGUUAUUAGCGUGUCGGAAGACAGAACAGUCCGGGUAUGGCUGAAGAGAGAUGGUGGUCAGUACUGGCCAAGUGUGCACCACACCAUGCCAGCUCCCUGCUCCUGCAUGUCCUUCAACCCAGAGACCAGGAGGCUGUCAGUGGGCAUGGACAGCGGAGAGGUGUCUGAAUUCAUCGUGUCUGAGGACUACAACAAGAUGACCCCGGCACUGAGUUACCAGGCUCACCAGGGCCGAGUGACAGUGGUUCUGUUUGUCCUGGAGAUGGAGUGGGUCCUCAGCACUGGACAGGACAAGAGCUUCACCUGGCACUGCUCUGAGAGUGGCCAGCAGCUGGGCAGCUACCGCACUUCUUCCUGGGUCACAGGCCUACAGUUUGACGUGGAGACACGACAUGCCUUUGUGGGCGACCACUCUGGUCAAGUGACCAUUCUGAAACUGGAGCCCGAAAGCUGCAGCCUGGUCACCACUUUUAAAGGUCACACAGGCAGUGUGACAGCUCUCUGUUGGGAUCCGGUCCAGCGCGUCCUUUUCUCGGGGAGUUCCGACCACUCCAUCAUCAUGUGGGACAUCGGGGGUGGGAAGGGCACGGCCAUCGAGCUCCAGGGGCACAAUGAGAAGGUGCAAGGACUGUGCUAUGUGCCUCACACACGGCAGCUCAUCUCCUGCAGCUCAGAUGGAGGCAUCAUUGUCUGGAACAUGGACGUGACACGACAGGAGACCCCUGAAUGGCUAGACAGUGACUCGUGUCAGAGGUGUGAGCAGCCCUUCUUCUGGAACUUUAAACAGAUGUGGGACAGCAAGAGGAUCGGCCUGCGGCAGCACCACUGCAGGAAGUGUGGCCAGGCUGUGUGUGGGAAGUGCUCCUCCAAGCGCUCCACUAUUCCCCUCAUGGGGUUCGAGUUUGAGGUGCGGGUGUGUGACAGCUGCCAUGUCUCCAUCACCGAUGAGGACCGCGCCCCCACAGCAACAUUCCACGAUAGCAAGCACAGCAUCGUACAUGUGCACUUUGAACCCACACGGGGCUGGCUGCUGACCUCCGGCCCUGACAAGGUCAUCAAGCUAUGGGACAUGAGCCCAGUGGUGUCCUGAGGGACCUAUGCCACCCCUCGUUCUCUGAGAGUGGGGCAAUGUUCAUGUGUCAUCAGAACAAGAGAACGACAGGAGCAAAAAAACAAUGAACACCUGAGCAUCUGAACAGAAAUUGAAAGGGAGCUGUGAAGCACAGGAUCUCAUGACUUCCUGUUUUCUGAGCCUUGUCUUUGGUUUGUUCUUUGGGUUUUUCCUUCAUUACUGUCCUUUCUUAACCCUGAUCUCUGAUAUGUGUUAUACCGAUCUCUGAUUGGCUGUCUUCACUGUGAAGGGGAAGAACUUGCCGUGUUUGCCUACUGCUUUUCGUUUUUGACUUUUGGAAUGAAAAAAAUAUGAAACAGAAGGUCUACUGUUUCAAUGGUUGAUUUUUUGAAGGCGUGGGAUGGGAGAAAAUGGAGUGCUUGCUUUUUCUCUGUGACCAUUACUGUACGGGGGUGACUUGAAUUGGAGGACUUGCAACCCCCCCCUCCGUGAAUUUGUGAAUUUAACGCUGUGAACAACCAAGAAUCACAUGGGUGAAACUGACGUGGCUUUCAAGCGGAAAGCCAGGAUGCACGGUUUACUGUCUUCGUUCUUCCCAGAAGAAGCGGGGCUCUCCUGGAAGUACUGAUCAGUGGGGGAAUGCUUUUUUUGAAGGGAAUGGAGACUGCAGUGACACACUACUGUACUGAAGCACCCAGGAAACCUUGACUUGAUGUUGGUGGGAGAUCAGAAUGUGUCAGCUUCUUAGGGGGUUGACUGUUUUUCAUUAAUCAACAAGAUUCAUGUUUUAUUUUUCAUCUGUGCUGUCUGGCAUUUGAAAUGCUCUUCAGGAGUUAGUGUAGACCAGCAUUUCUCAUCUGCUGUUUCAAACGUGCAUAUGGAUUUUAAUUUAUGCCAGGCAAUGGUGCAUGCAAUUGUCCGUGUAUUUUGAGAGAUCGUAAAUUGCUUAACAAUUGAGAUCACAGUUUCAGGUUACUGUAGCUGUAGCAGGGUUCCUGUCACAAGAUUUAAGUGGAUUUAAGACAGAAACAACAUAUCGCCACAGGGGCAGCCCAAUUUUGUUAAAAUGAAUUACAUUUGAGCCGUCAAUGCCAUGUAACAGGUGACUCGGAGGGCAUCAGUGUGCCUUGUGCUGAUGCCUGGCACUAGUCCUCCUCUUCUGGUUAGUUGAGAAAAGGCAUGCGUGUGUGCGUGCAUGCUUGCUUGUUUGUUUUGCCCCACUUUAAUGCUGUUCGAAGCCUUUUAAAAGAUGCUUUGCUGCACUUGGCCAUCUUAUAUGAUUGGUUGAUUGGAAUUCCUAGCAUGAUUUAAGCACAGCUGCUAUUCUGUUGCGCACUCUAUAUGUAUUGCACUGAUUUAAGAUUUCUUUAUAGAUUUUUAAAGAGGUAGCUAAUUAAUUAGUUUUUAUUGUGUGCGAGUUAUUUCUGUGUAUGCACAGGUUGUGUGGGAAGCUGGUGUGUUCUGUACCCUGAUCGCGGUAGCAACAUGUUUUACUGUCGUUGUGUGUUCUUGUCUGUUUUGUGUCACUGUCCCAGACUGUUCACUGUCACAUACUGUAUUUUACACUGAUGGUAUGUGCAUAUCGAUUUAUCUUUCACUGAUGGUAUGUGCAUAUCGACUGGAGUUCAAAGGUUAGCCUUGGAACAAACCAUUCCUCAAACUAGCCCCUAUAACAGUUUGGGGAUUGGCUGCUUAGGGUGUGUUUUCCCUGUAGUUCGUUGGCCUGUUUGUAUGGAUUACCAACUUGCUGGCAUCACCUGUCACUUAGCAGAAUUUUUUUAACUUGACAGGUGACUGUUACCUGCGUGAGCAUGUGGCUGUGAUAGCACAGAAGUGUUUACCAGUUCACAUAGAAGUGUUAGCAAAUACCUGUGUCUCUAGUUUGGAAUUGUUAUUAAAACACAUUUUGCGGAUAAUAAGUGUUGGCCCAGGGAAAGGGUCUCAAACUCCAGUCCUGUUGGGCCACAGUAUCUGCUGUUUUUUGUGAUUUACUUUCAAUCAGCAGCCAGUUUAGGCCUUGGAAGUAAGGUGUGUAGUCUCUUUAGUUAGUCAUUGACUUUAAUUAAGCCCUUAAGUACAGGAACACGUACAAACCAGCAGACACAGCAGCCCUCCAGGAUUUGAGUUUGACAUCUCUGGAAGUUUCCUGUAUUUUGUCAUGGCAAACUACAUACAUGGUAUGGUUCACCAAACAUACAUUGAUUGUCUUUAAUUUCUGGGGUAUGAAAAAACACUGUUGAGCAGUUAUGAAUUGUGAAUUCCAAGUAGUAUAAGCUUCUGCCAUAAUACAUGAAAAAGAAGUUUUUUCAUCACUAAAAAAUAUUUAAAAUUCAGCAUGAGAAUCAUUACAUAAUUGCUGUGAAGAAGCUUCCUGUUACUAUGCAUUUGGUUUGUUGUUACAUUUUGUUGUGUUUGCUCAUAACUUUUUGUGUUUAUUACACAAGUAACUACUGUAAAAGUAAGUAUCAUUAUUGAUUUUGCUCCCAUUCCUGUCAGCCAAUCAGACCAGAUCCUGAAGGGAUAAUCCCUUCCCCUGUGCCCCCCUGGGAUGGCCACUCUACUGACACUACAGACUAUAAAACUUCACGAGCAUGUAAACAGUUCUCUCAUCCAGCAUUCUAUUACAGCAGCUGAGAGACUUGGAGAGCAUCGAUGAGGGAGCUGAAGAAGAAGGCUCCUGUAGCCUGUGUUAGUGUGGGCCUGAGAGCCAUGUUUGUAUGCCCGGUGUAGGAAGCUUUACAGACAGCAGUGGUGUGGUUCUGCCCUCUGCAGCCAUCACAGCAGAGGUGAAGAAUUGCAUUGUGAAAAGAAGCAGCUGACUGAUUGCACUUGUUUUGUGCAGAGAUAAUGAAAUCGGUGGAUCCUACUUCCUGCCCACAGGGAGCCAGGAAGCAUAACCAGAAAGUAUCUACCACUGCUUAAAAAAUUAAUAUUUACAGUCAGCUACAUCACACUUUUCCCUCUCUUCCACACACUUACCCAACAUCAUACAUUGCGGUUUUUGCCAUUUCAUUUGGGGGUUGUCACAACCUCAGCCUCCCCAACAUAAUGUGGGCUGUGGCAUUCUAGUGGAAAUACAUUGCACUGAGCACUAAAAUGAACAAACUGCUGCAGAGGAGACAAGCUGAGCUCUGAAUUUAAAAAGGGAAGUCUCAUUUUUGGGUCAGUUAAUGUUAAUGUUCCCACAAAGAAUCCUGAUAUCUGGGUGAUGACAUUUCUGAUAACAAUCAGGUUUUGGUAUCAUUUUUGUUAAGACCGUGGGUUGUAUUAGCUUUGUGGCACUCAAGGAUGACGGUACUGGCUGACAUUAGCCAGGCUUUUUAAAGGCCGUCGGCCUGACAUUCACGUAUUAUGAUGUGUAGGAGGCCAUUGUCAGCAGCCUGCACUGGAAUACAGUCAUUUUCAAUCUAAAAGCCAAAGUGUCACAGUGCCAUCCUGAAGUGAAAACUGCAGGCAGAUCUGCUGCAUCCCUGCAGAGCUCACAAACACAGAGGCAUUUAAACAAGCUGGGAGUUACAGCACUGUCUUUCCAUGAAAAUGGGUUUUAGUGCAGGGAUAUGGACCAAAGGCCAGGGUCAGUUAAACCAGGGUGUGGUUUGUCGCUUCAUUUGAAGUAGAGAUGCAAGGAAGUCAUGCAUUUCUUUUCUUAGAUAAUACUGAGGUGGAUGUGGCUGAAAUGAAAACAAUUUAGAGAGACAGAAGAGAAGUAUAUUAGCGUUGUGUAAAGGCAGUGGUCUACUGGGGGUAUUCAUCUACAGCCCUUGCUCUCCACAGCACAAGAGAAGAUAUAAUUAGCACACUGAGCUAGGGACUGAAGGUUCCCCUGCCAAGGGAACUAAUCGCUUUGUAGUUGAAGCUCCAAGGGCUGACAUUCUGUACAGGAUACUGACAUACAAUUCUGCAGCACCUGCUUAGAAUUAUUACCUAAAGUUCAGGACUACAUUGUGAUUAGACUGAAGCAGCUCUCAAAUCUUUCAGUAGCUGAUAGCUGGUUAUAAUUGGUAAAAAAAUAAAUCUUGGUUCACAGUCAUCUGGUCAUUCUGGGCGUAGUCUUCUUGUGAUUGAGUAUAAACAACAUUCUGUUUUUGUAUACAUUCCAAUCUAUGGAAUAUCUUAAAAAUCUUUAAAAACAUUUUUUUUUCCAAUUUGAGGCAUGGAUACCUGCUGUUGAAGCAGGUUCAGUUAAAAGUUCAAUUAAUUUUAUUGGAUUUAAUUACUUUUUAUUUUUAUAAGUGACUUUUUGGACAAAUUAAUACCUACACAAAAUGGUUUCUGAACUGAAUCAUUGGGAAACUUGUAUAUGAUAUUGCAUGAACAAAAUCAAUUUGAACAUACUGUACUUAAGUUUAUAAAUGCAAAUGAAAUCAUAUAUGUAUCCAUUUUAUUUAUGUGUGUGGAUAAAAUGUAUAAUGUGUGUAUUGUAACGUAUGUUAUCCUAUAAGCACAAUAAUUAAUGAUUGUAAUUUGUCUGUUGGGCCUUCAUGUUCUGCUGUGAUGUUGUACAUUAUGUUUAACUUGGCAGAUUAGGAAUACUGGUCAAUACUGUUGUCCUCAUUAAGUUGUGAGAUGAAGACUCAUUGCUGUCUGAAAGUUGUUCGUUCCAAUUACUUUUUCAGAUGAGGAGAGAAACAGAUGAGAUGGGGCUGAAUCUCACUGGGAAAAAACACAAAAAUUUAAAAAUAUUUUUUAGAAAUCACCUUCAUGCAUUUCACUUCGCUCCCCUCCCACACAUUCAUACAAUUCCGUGUCACUGAUGCAUGAAUAAUAAAAAUGUAUUUUAAACAG